CGCACAUCCCCAACGUCGCAAUCGCGAUCUCCACCUCACAUUUCACAAGCUACACUUCCCCAGCUCCAACACCAACCAAAGCUGUACAAACCUCUUUCGGACUAGAGUCAUGCCGCCGAAGAGGCGCGGUGCUCCCGCCAGCUCCUCCACCACGACCACCGCAACCCCCAAGCGCCCACGAUCCAAACUCGCAAAAGAGAACGACAUCACUGCUGACGAAGAAAACGAAAUAAAAGAAGUUUUCCAACUCUUCGCCGACGCGAACGAGGACUUCCCCGCCGAGAAAGAUGGCGUCAUGCCGCGCGAGGACGUGCGCAAAGCUAUGGUAGCCCUCGGCGUCCCACCAUCAGACUCAACCGAACUCGCCGACAUCCUCUCCGCCGUAGACCCAACCUCGACCGGCUACGUUGCCUACAGCGCCUUCGUCACCGCCGUCGCCGCAAAGCUCCACUCCCAAGAUGACGAUGCCCGAGUCGCCGAGGUAGACACCGCGUAUCAACUGUUCACGCGCGGCUCGGAUGGGCCGAUUUCCCUGAGCCAUUUGCGGCGCAUCGCGCGCGAGCUCAAGGAGGACUCUAUUGAUGAUAAUUUGCUCAAAGAUAUGAUUAUUGAAGCAAAUGGGGGUGCUGGGCUGAGUUCUGGUGUGACUCUGGAACAGUUUCAUGAUGUUAUGAUUCGGGCGGGUGUUUUCAAGAUGUGACAUCGCAUUUGUUGGGUGGCUAUGGUCAGAUGAUGGCCGAGACCAGAGUUUUCGGUUCUUGUUUUUUUGUAUCCACGUGUACAUCAGUCAUGGGUGUAUUUCGGUUUGCCUGGGUUUCUAUUUUGGAUGUGAUAUAUGGGCUACUUGCGGCGUUGGUGACUUGGAAUGUGCGGCGUUGAUAAUUGCAUAGCGCUGAGAAUACAAUUCUUGCUUGAUAGUUUAUUGGCACAUGAUUUACAGGUUCCUGCCAUUUCA
Penicillium brasilianum is the source of this 955-nucleotide messenger RNA. The record is from the annotation of a GenBank genome assembly. Lineage: Eukaryota; Fungi; Ascomycota; Eurotiomycetes; Eurotiales; Aspergillaceae.